Molecule: messenger RNA, 696 nt
Organism: Thyridium curvatum
Lineage: Eukaryota; Fungi; Ascomycota; Sordariomycetes; Thyridiales; Thyridiaceae
Exons: 2
Coding region: 1-696 (231 amino acids)
Biological process (GO): L-cysteine catabolic process
Molecular function (GO): ferrous iron binding; cysteine dioxygenase activity
Source: RefSeq, a predicted model, not a curated record
AUGAACUCAAUACUCUCCCCGAUCUCUGUUCCCUCGGUACCCGGCUGCGACGUUCGGCAGAGCCAAGCGGCAACACCAGCCCCAUACACCCUGGCCCAGCUCGUGGCCGAUAUCAAGCUACACCUGGGGAAAGAAGGAGGAAUCGACUCGAGCGACGUGGAUGAGGCAUACCUAGUGUCUCUUGCGCGGAAGUACAACUCGAAUCCCAGUGAUUGGGCACAAUACUAUUACAGCCAGCCGGGCAAGCAUUACACGCGGAACUCGAUAGAAGACAUCAACCAUAAAGCCAAUAUUCUUCUGCUGGUCUGGAGUCCCGGAAAGGGAUCUCUGAUCCACGACCACGCUGGUGCUCACUGCAUCAUGAAGGUCUUGGCGGGCAAGCUGACCGAGACUGUCUACUACAACAACAACAAUAAUGGUGCAGUAGACAAGGAGGACGCUGAUACUACCCCCCUCCGGGUCAAGAGCGAGAGGACUCACAGCUUGAACGAGGUUGCUUACAUCUCGGACACCAUCGGGCUCCAUCGCGUGCACAAUCCGGACCCCGACAACGUCGCCGUGUCCCUGCAUCUGUAUACGCCGCCCCAUGCGGCUGACAUCGGCUACCACGUCUUCGAUGAGACCACCGGUUCGUCGACCUUUGUGCGGCAGGCCAAGGCGCUGUCGAUGGCGGAAAAGAUGGGCAUUAAGGCGUGA